Phaedon cochleariae (mustard beetle) is the source of this 1186-nucleotide messenger RNA. The record is from the annotation of a GenBank genome assembly. NCBI's taxonomy places the organism in Eukaryota, Metazoa, Arthropoda, Insecta, Coleoptera, Chrysomelidae.
UCUAAUUUAUUUCUAUGGCUAGCUGGUGUGCUGCUUUGUUUUUGUUCAGCAUUGCCACACCAUACACCAAAUAUUUCACUUUAUUUUCGUUAUUUCAACUGGCUAACCCAAUGGUGUUAUAAAUAAUACUCGUAUUUCAUAGCUCUCGUGAAUCUAGUAGAAAGAGAGAGAGGAACAUGGCUGAUUACUGGAAAUCUCAGGAAAGAAAAUACUGCGACUUUUGCAAAUGUUGGAUAGCUGAUAACAAGCCUAGCGUUGACUUCCACGAGAAAGGCCGUAGACAUCAAGAAAACGUGAAAAAACGCCUAAAGAGCAUAACAAAAUCAAGUGCAAAGUCUCAGAAAGAUUCCGAAAAUGUUGACGCUGCCAUCAGGCAUAUGGAGGCUGCCGCAAUGGCAGCCUAUAGACGAGAUGUCGAAAACAACUCUAGUGCUGAUUUGACAUCCAUAGCUAUCGCGAAAAAACUAGAAGAUGAAAAUUUAGCUAUCAGCGGAUCUGGCAAAAAAAUAUGGCAAGAACUCAAAUCCAAAGAGGGAAACAUUUAUUAUUGGAACACUUUGACAAAUGAGACUGUCUGGGAACCACCAGUUGAGGGUUAUUUGACUAUAAAAGAACAAAGAGAAGAGCUAGAUAAAGAAACAGCUAAACAACUGAAGGAAGUGGAUAAACAAAGAAAAAUUGAGGCCUUGCAAAGGGUGCAAGAACAAAAAGCAGAUGAUAAAGAAGAGAAAGCAAGGUUAGCUCGAGAGAAAAUGAAGGAACGAAGAGUUGCCGAUGAUAUUCCUGAACCAGUAUAUGGUCCAAUCAUCGACCCUGGAAAAAAUGAUCCCUACGGGAAAUGGGAAACAAUCAAAGAAAGUAAAAAUCUGGAUCUACAGCUUCCCGCGAGACACGACCAAUUCGAAUGCCCUGUAGUGUAUGAGCCAGAACCAAUAGCGAAAGAGUUUAAAGAAAAGACCGUAGAGAGUCUCGAAACGUUUGGAGAGUGCAGUAAAUUCAAGAAAAGGAAAGUGGUUGCAGGUGCCAAAAGAAAUACGAGGCAAAGAAUGGAUGAUGAUUGAUGUUAAUAUUCUAGUUAUAUGAGUAUUAUUGUAUUGUAUGGUUCGAAAAUGUGAUUUGUGCAUUAACUAUACAUAUUAAAAAAUGACUUGAUCUUGGAUGUGGAAUAAGCAUUCCUUUAUUUUAU